Molecule: messenger RNA, 1071 nt
Organism: Fusarium fujikuroi IMI 58289
Lineage: Eukaryota; Fungi; Ascomycota; Sordariomycetes; Hypocreales; Nectriaceae
Product: related to spore coat protein SP96 precursor
Exons: 2
Coding region: 1-1071 (356 amino acids)
Source: RefSeq, a predicted model, not a curated record
AUGAAACUCUUCAACGCCUUCGCUACAGCGCUCGGUCUAGCUGGUCUAGCCCAAGCCCACAUGGAGAUGACAUAUCCUCCCCCUUUCAAGAGUAAAUACAACCCCAACGCCGGACAGGACAUCGACUACAGCAUGACCUCGCCUCUCAACGCCGACGGAAGCAACUUUCCCUGCAAGGGAUACAACUCUCUUUUUGGCACCGCUGCCGGUGCACCUACCGCUACAUGGCAGGCUGGCAAGUCGUACAGUAUCAGCAUCGCUGGCGGUGCAGACCACGGAGGCGGCAGUUGCCAGGUCUCACUCUCUUUUGAUCGCGGCAAGACUUGGGUUGUUAUCCAGUCGUGGAUUGGAAACUGCCCCAAAGCGCCGACCUCGAGCUUUCAGUUUACUCUUCCGGUUGACACACCAGCUGGAGAGGCUAUUUUCGCCUGGACUUGGUUUAACAGGAUUGGAAAUCGCGAGAUGUACAUGAACUGCGCGGCUAUCACGGUCAAGGCUGGAACUGGAACAGCGAAGACAGCACUCAAGAAACGGCCUGCUAUGUUUGUCGCCAACGUCGGAAAUGGAUGCAAAACCACGGAAAUGGUCGACCUCAUGUUUCCUAACCCGGGACCUAACGUCGACCUCACUUCGACCAACACUGGACCGCCGGUCGGUCAGUGCGCAGCUGGACCAGGAGUCCAGCUUCCCUCUGCCUCUCCCUCUCCGACAAAGACAACUACUACAAAGAAGCCGACUACGACUAAGCCACCGGUGAAGUCUACAGCCCCUGGCGGUGUUUUCAUCACUGUUCCUUCAACCACCAAGAAGACGACCAAGACGACCCUCAAGUCAACAGCUCGCAAGACAACAAGCACCACUACAUCGAUCAAGCCUGCGCCGACCAAACCCGCCGCCGGUGUCAUCACCCCCGGUACAGCUUGCAAGCCUGAGGGCUACUGGAACUGCAUCAAGACAGGAACUGCCUUCCAGCGAUGCGCUUCCGGUACUUGGUCAGUGGCGAUGGCUGUCGCGCCAGGAACAAGAUGCGUGCCUGGGCAGAGCAUGGAAUUCAUCAUCCAGUAUGCAUGA